Messenger RNA from Mangifera indica (mango), 897 nucleotides. Its product is annotated as F-box/kelch-repeat protein At3g23880-like. Bases 1 to 897 code for a protein of 298 amino acids. The record is from RefSeq and is a predicted model, not a curated record. Gene Ontology annotation, molecular function: protein binding. The transcript is spliced from 2 exons. Lineage: Eukaryota; Viridiplantae; Streptophyta; Magnoliopsida; Sapindales; Anacardiaceae.
AUGGAAGUGCCAAUGCUAUUCUUUCCGCAUGAUAUUAUAGAGCAAACCCUUCUCAAACUGCCCACAAAAUCUCUCUUGCGGUUCAAGUGUGUUCGCAAAUCUUGGCCUGACUUAAUCUCAACUCACAAGUUUGCUAUAAAACAUCUCACUGAAACAUCUGAAAGGUUCCGCAGAUUUGGAGUCUUCAAAUCAGGAAACUUAAGGGAAGGUUGUAUUUCUGUAUACAGUCUUGCUGCUCAAGCCGCAUCGCAUACUGAAGAAGCUGAAGAAGAGACAAUUUGUCUUCCCUUAUGGGGAGAAGAUUGUUGUCUGGCUCCUGCAGCUAAUGAAUACAUUAUCAACAGAUUCAUCUACACAAGAGUAUUGGGGUCUUGUAAUGAGAGUGAUUUGGUAUGUGGUUAUGUUUAUAAUCUCAAGACAAAUUCAUGGAAACGACUUCAAAAUUUGUACUUCCCUUACAAGCAUGGGAGGCAAUUUGACUUUGAUGACCAGAGAGAUUUUUACUUACCUGAUGAAAGAGCAACAACACUUGUGACUGGAGCUCCACAUUGGGUAACAUAUAGCUUAAUCGGAGGUGGGGUUAACAAAAUCAUUUACUUCGAUUUAGAAGAGGAGAAAUUCAAGGAGUUUCUAUCUCGUCUUCAUUCCGCUGGCACUCUCAAGACUUAUUUAAGUAAUUAUGAAGAUUGCCUUUGUGAAAUUCGACUUCGAUGGGAAAAACGUAUUAUUGAUUAUACGUUAGAGGUUUGGAUUAUGAAGGAAUAUGGGGUGAAUGAUUCACGGAUUAAAUUGUUGAACUUGCCAUUUGAUUUGAGGUUUUCUUUAAUGAGUGACAUAAGACCGUUGUUUCAAAGAAUGGUGAUGAAGUGGUCAUGGUUACAGAUUGGAGUGACAUGA